Epinephelus fuscoguttatus (brown-marbled grouper) is the source of this 1155-nucleotide messenger RNA. RefSeq names its product ras-related protein Rab-1B-like. NCBI's taxonomy places the organism in Eukaryota, Metazoa, Chordata, Actinopteri, Perciformes, Serranidae. Bases 1 to 645 code for a protein of 214 amino acids. Gene Ontology annotation, molecular function: GTPase activity; GTP binding. The record is from RefSeq and is a predicted model, not a curated record. Gene Ontology annotation, biological process: protein secretion; regulation of exocytosis. The transcript is spliced from 6 exons.
AUGAAUCCUGAAUAUGACUACCUGUUCAAACUCCUAUUGAUUGGUGACUCUGGAGUCGGAAAGUCGUGUCUGCUGCUACGCUUCGCGGAUGACACCUACACUGAGAGCUACAUCUCCACCAUCGGAGUCGACUUCAAGAUCAGGACGAUUGACAUGGACGGGAAGACAGUGAAACUACAGAUUUGGGACACAGCAGGUCAGGAGAGGUUUCGAACCAUCACCUCCAGCUACUACAGGGGAGCUCACGGCAUUAUCAUCGUCUAUGACGUCACUGAGCAGGAGUCCUUUAACAACGUGAAACAGUGGCUGGACGAGAUAGAUCGUUACGCCUGUGAAAAUGUCUCCAGGCUGCUGGUGGGAAACAAGUCUGACCUUGUUAGUAAAAAAGUGGUGGAUGCUGCCACUGCUCAGGACCUGGCCUCCUCUCUUAAGAUCCCCUUCCUGGAGACAAGCGCCAAGAGCUCUGAUAACGUAGAGAGGGCUUUCUUGACCAUGGCCUCUGAGAUCCACAAGCGCCUGGCCAGUGAGGGAGGGGGGAUGCAGGGUGAGUCAAAAGAGGCCAGGGCGCAAAGUGCCAAGAUUAACAGCGCCCCUCUGUGGCUGGGAGGGGACAAACAGACGCAGGAGGCCAGUAACUGCUGCUGAGCAGGAGAUGACACCAAGAUGACAUGAAGAGAGAUGUGUCAUUUUAAACACACCCACCUGUCUCGUUUCAGGACUAUGUGAUUGUGUGCUCUGAACACACAUGUUGUUUGCUAUUGAACUAAAAACACAUGCAAAAAAAAAAGACUUUUCAGGACAAAAAAUUAAUGUCUUUUUAGCUUGACUACAGUAUAUUUUGAAGCUUGGUAUUUUUUGAAUUAAAUAUAUAAGGAGCACAGACAAACAGGACAGAUGAUAGAAAGAUUUGAAACUCUGCCAAAUGAACAACUAGGACAGUGGGGGUUUUAGAAGAGGAACAUUUACUGUAUAGCUCAUUUAACUCAAGAUAAAAGAUGGAAGUAGCAAAAAGUGGAAUUGCAAACCUGAAAAAUAUAAAUGAAAAAUAUAAGUAUCUGAAUCAUUGUUAAUACUCACACAGAAUGGGAGGAGUUUUAUUUAAAAAUGUGAUAUUAGCAGAUUUAGCUGCUGAUACAGAUGCAUUUCCUGUGUGAU